AUGUUUCUUGGAGAAGAUAUCUACUGCUUUCCUUCUGGCAAUUGCUACAGGAUCCUCACCAGGCAGCAGAAGUUUCAGGAUGCCAUCUCUUCAUGUGGAUCUAAAGGCAUACUGGCAUCCAUGAAGGAUAAACAAGAAGAAAAUGAAAUUUUGCAACUCACAAGCUCUUUUUAUGGCAAUCAGGAUACGUAUUUUUUCUGGAUUGGACUUUCCAAGCCAACGGGAGAAUGUGUAGUGGAGCACAAGACACUCAAAGGCUUUGUCUGGAUUUCAGGAGGAGAGAACUCGUCUUUGGAUUACUGGGAAAGCAAGCCUAAAAAGUCAUGUACUAGUAAACGUUGUGUUGCUUUAAAGGUCGGAAAUCACAGCCUGGUUUGGAAGGACUUUCCUUGUAAAAAAACCUAUUUUUCAGUCUGUCGUUCUAAGGUUUCCUGGAAGGUUUCCGCUGAAGAUCUAGAAAAACCCUUAAAAACCCUUCACCCGUUCUUUGACAAGGAUGCACCUGAUAUGUUUUCAGAGGCGACAACAAUUAUUAUACACUGCAGGGGCUGCGAAGGAAAUGUAUCUCUGACAUGUAAAGCUGAAAAGAUGCAAGUUUUAUGCACAAAACCCCAAUGCUUUUGUGCUGGGGUGGAGGGUGAUGGAAGAGGGACUGAGCAAGAAAACUGUAGAGAACAGAAUGGGAUCAGUUGCUUGGAACAAUGCUUGAACCCUGCCUAUGUGUCUGCUCCUUGCACCCUACCACCUCCAACACCUAACACUGUGGUAUAUAACUGGAGUAAAAGUCCAGAUAUACAGGUAACUGCAUGCCCUUGCUUGGAUGAAGACAUCUUGUGUCAGGACAAAUGUGCAUUUAAUAUCUCUUCUUCCCCAGCAAAUCUAACAGAUACAACUACUACAUUGCCUGCCCCAAAUAAUACCACAUAUCUAGUGGUUGAUGAUGAAACUUUGUUUGAAACAUUAAUUAUUCCUUUGAUACUUGGUCUGGUGGCCUUAGGAAUACUGGCGAUGCUUUUGUGGGGUGGGAUCCAAAUGUGUGUCAGAAAAACGAAACCACCAAGGAAAAAAUCAAUAGUCCCCAUGGAACCCAAGGGCAGUGAAACGGACUCCACAGACCAUUCAUCCAGCGAGGAAGAAGAAGAUCCACAGGACAAGGCAGAACUACCAUGA
Xenopus laevis (African clawed frog) is the source of this 1170-nucleotide messenger RNA. It is a transcript of the gene clec14a.S, whose product is annotated as C-type lectin domain family 14 member A S homeolog. Gene Ontology annotation, molecular function: extracellular matrix protein binding; carbohydrate binding; extracellular matrix binding. NCBI's taxonomy places the organism in Eukaryota, Metazoa, Chordata, Amphibia, Anura, Pipidae. The record is from RefSeq and is a predicted model, not a curated record. The coding region runs from base 1 to 1170 and encodes 389 amino acids. Gene Ontology annotation, biological process: cell migration. The transcript has a single exon. Gene Ontology annotation, cellular component: external side of plasma membrane; membrane; extracellular matrix.